CAUUUCAAGAUGUGGAGUUGCUACGACGCGCACUGACGCAUGCAUCAUACUCAGGAGAGAACAAUAGAGCUUUGAGCAUUUUGGGGGAGAAGGUGAUUGAGGGUCCGGUUUCUCUGCAAUUGCUUAGCAAGGACAUCGACAUGCCCCCCAAGGAUCUCAACCGGGUUAUUGUGGAUCUGUCCUCCAAUGUGGUAUCAUCGUGUGUUGCUGACGGAGGACGCUUAGGUUUACAGAAGAUAAUCAGGGUUUCACGGAAGACCAAUUUGUCGGCUCCUGCAGUGGUUUGUGGUGCUUUCAGGGCGGUGUUCGGAGCAAUUGCAAUUGACAAGAGUAGCUUGGACAGUGCGGGGAAGGUGUUCUUGACAAUUCACGGGAAAGGCAUGGAGAAAGCUAUGGCAAUGUAAGUACCCAACUAUUGUUGAUGUUGGCUGACAUAUUUCUAGUCAGGGGAACUUUGUUUAUUAUGUGUUGAAGAUUAGCCACUGUGUGUUUAGCUUAGUAUGCACUAUGCAACUAGUUGACUUCGUAAACUUGAACUAUGUUAUGUAUCGAAAUCAUUUGUGUCCACUGCAAGUGGAAUAAUUUUCUUUAAAACCGAGACAUCCACAAGGGUCGGUGGCACAUGGUUCAAGACACUUUGGCUUGAAGCCAUGACCUGCGCCUAAUGACAAGUUGUGUGUUGCGCUCUUACCACUA
This is a messenger RNA of Capsicum annuum, 696 nucleotides long. Its product is annotated as protein NUCLEAR FUSION DEFECTIVE 2-like. The record is from RefSeq and is a predicted model, not a curated record. Gene Ontology annotation, biological process: regulation of gene expression; rRNA processing. Gene Ontology annotation, cellular component: nucleus. NCBI's taxonomy places the organism in Eukaryota, Viridiplantae, Streptophyta, Magnoliopsida, Solanales, Solanaceae. Gene Ontology annotation, molecular function: ribonuclease III activity; double-stranded RNA binding.